This is a messenger RNA of Musca vetustissima, 1872 nucleotides long. Its product is annotated as protein 5NUC-like. Bases 1 to 1872 code for a protein of 623 amino acids. Gene Ontology annotation, molecular function: nucleotide binding; 5'-nucleotidase activity; metal ion binding. The record is from RefSeq and is a predicted model, not a curated record. Gene Ontology annotation, biological process: AMP catabolic process. Lineage: Eukaryota; Metazoa; Arthropoda; Insecta; Diptera; Muscidae. Gene Ontology annotation, cellular component: plasma membrane. The transcript is spliced from 7 exons.
AUGUCCUUGGGACAUCAUGAAUUUGAUUCGGGUGUACCCAAGCUACUGCCUUUCUUGGUUAAUACCCCAAAACUAAGGCAUAUCAAACGUUUACACAACUCUGCAGGUUUUUAUGUGAAAGGUGCAAAGGUUGGCGUAAUUGGCGACAUUACAUCCGAUACUUUGGAUCUUACGAUGACAAAGGAGGACAUAUUCAGUGAUGAAAAUGAAGCAAUCAAGCUGGAUGCUUUUCCCACCAACCAACCGGCCGAAGUUGCUAGUGAAUUUAUUAUUUUACACAAUAAUGAUAUGCAUUCGCGUUUUGAACAGACAGAUGCCAAGAGUGGCAAAUGUGCGGAGCAAUUGGCAAAGGAGGAUAAAUGUUAUGGUGGCUUUGCCAGGGUGGCACAUUUAGUUCGCAAAUACCGCAAGGAGGCAGAGGAAGGUGGUAUGCCUGUCGUCUAUUUGAAUGCCGGUGAUACUUCGGCGGGUACAAUUUGGUAUUUCCGCUUUAAAGAUGACAUUGCAACGGCUUUUCUCAAUAAAUUAUUACCCGAUGCAGCGUCCUUGGGUAAUCAUGAAUUUAAUACUGGUAUACCUGGGCUGGUGCCUUUCUUGGAAAAGGUGGAUUUCCCCAUUGUUGCAGCUAAUUUGGAUCUCUCCGCCACCCCGGAACUAAGAAAAACCAAACAUUUACAAAAUUCCACAGUAUUGGAUGUGAACGGUGUGAAGGUUGGCGUUAUUGGUUAUAUUACACCCGAUACCUUUGAACUGACAAUGACAAAGGAGAACAUAUUCACCGAUGAAAUCGAAGCCAUCAACCGCGAAGCUGAGAACCUUAAGGCCCAGGGCAUCAACAUUAUCAUCGCUGUGGGCCAUUCGGGCUAUGAAAAAGAUCAGGAAAUUGCUGCCAAAUGCCCCGAGGUGGAUCUUGUCAUUGGUGGCCAUACCAAUACAUUUUUGUAUAAUUCCGAACAGCCAGAUAUUGAAAAUAUUGAUGGACCCUAUCCCACAUUGGUGAAUCAGACCAGUGGCAAACAGGUGCCAGUGGUGCAGGCCUAUGCCUAUACCAAAUACUUAGGGAAAUUGCAUGUACAGUUCGACAAGGAUGGUAAUUUAAUUAAAUUUGAUGGCACUCCGAUUCUUCUCAAUGCUGAAAUACCCAGAGAAACCGAUGUCUUGGAAUUAUUGGAAGUCUAUCGCCCCGAAGUGGCAAAAUUGGAAAAUGAUGUUGUGGGCCACACGAUGGUAUUCAUCGAUGGUCGUGCCGAGGUAUGCCAUUUCCGGGAAUGUAAUUUGGGCAACUUGGUCACCGAUGCCAUGGUCCAUGCUCGCGUUUUGGAAGAUUUGGGCGGUACUUAUUGGACAGAUGCCGCAGUGGCCUUUGUUCAGGCCGGAGGCAUGCGUGAUGGCAUUGAACCCCGUUCCGAUGGUACAAUCACCGCCAAAGAUGUCAGCAAUGUGUUGCGUCACAACAACGAUUUGUAUGUCUCGAAGAUUAGUGGCAAAACCCUACUCGCAGCCUUGGAACACUCUGCCUCGAUGGUUGAGAAAAAGGAACCCACUGGAUUUUUACACAUGUCCGGAGUCCAUGUCACCUAUGAUUACAAUAAUCCUGUUGGUAGCCGAGUUGUUACCGCUGAUAUCCGUUGUGCUGCCUGUGCCACUCCCAUCUAUGAACCGCUGGAUGAGAAGAAAUUCUAUAAUGUGAUUAUAUCGCGUUACCUCCUCAAUGAAGGUGAUGGUUAUAAAUUCUUUGAAGAUAAUCCUGGUCAGGCGCAACAUAUGAAGAGUAAGGAGGUUGAUGUUUUAUCGAUAUAUCUCAAGGGUCAUGAUUUCAUUUAUCCCGGUGUUGAGGAUAGAAUUACAAUUAUUCAAAAAAUUGCCGAGUGA